GAUGAUUGCUACUACUCUGGAUAUGUAGAGGAUGUCCCAGAAUCUGUUGCAGUUCUCAGCACCUGCUCUGGACUCUGGGGCCAUUUGAUGAUUUACGAUUUAAACUAUGAAAUUGAACCUGUUAAAUCUUCCUCUACAUUUCAACAUGUUAUUUAUCGAAUGGCAGCUGAUGAAGAUUCACCUGAUCAAUGUGGAGUAACUGAUGAAGGUAUCAAAGAUCAAGCCACUAAAGGCAGAGAACAUCAAAUAUCUAUGGAUCAGAUGGAGAGACAAUCUGAAGUAGAUAAAUAUGAACUAGACACUUUGUACACAUCUACCAGAUAUUUAGAGUGUUAUUUUGCUGCAGACAAAGCAAAGUUUCUCUUUGAAGAUUCCAAUGAAACUUUGUUGACAUUGAAGAUGGUUCAAUAUAUCCAUUUGACAAGUGAGAUGUACCGUCCAUUUGGUCUUCAUGUUGUUCUUAUUGGAUUAGAGCUUUGGACAGAAAGGGAUCUCAUUACAAUUACACACCGUUUGGGUGACAGUCUUGGAUUUUAUUCAGCUUAUGCUGGAAAGUUCCUUAUGGGCCGUGUACAUUUCGACCACACAGAAUUAAUUUUGGGUGGAAGAUAUCCAGGGGGUCUUGGAUUUUCAUAUGGAGACAAUCUGUGCACUAGAAUUCCCUCAGUAGCUGUUGUCAAAGUAUGUGAAAUAUAGUCCAUAGCAAGAGGUAAAUCAGCACUCUAUGAUGCAACCAUUAUUGCACAUGAGAUGGGUCAUUCUCUUGGCUUCUCUCAUGAUGAUGAGCCGCCAAAUACAGCUAGAGGUUGUGUUUGCAAAUGCCCCAAAAGAGGAAAAUGUAUCAUGUGGUCAUUUAGCCCGUGGUACAUAUGCACAGAGUUCAGUAACUGCUCCAGAGCAGCCUAUUUCAACAUGAUAAGAAAACCAGGAAAAACUUGCCUUCUUAACAUACCAGAAAAGAAAAUAUUUGGAACACAGAUGUGCGGUAAUGGUGUAAUAGAAGAUGAGGAGGAAUGUGACUGUGGUAUGGAUGAGGUGUGCCUACGGAGUGGUUGUUGCCUAUCCAAUUGUACAAUAAAACAAGGUGCUGCUUGUGUUUCUGGACUUUGCUGCAAAAACUGUCAGUUGCAUAGACAAGGGAAAAUAUGCAGAGAAAGUAUUGGUGAGUGUGACCUUCCUGAGUACUGCAAUGGGACUUCAAGCUGGUGCCCAGAGGAUGUAUAUAAGCAGGAUGGAACUCCAUGCAGUGACAAAGACCGUUGUUUCCAAGGGAGAUGCCGUAACCAUGAGAGACAGUGCAAAGCUGUAUUUGGCAAAGCAGCACAUCUGGCCCCACUGAGUUGUUUCAAAGCAGUGAAUACUGAAGGUGACCGGUGUGGCAACUGUGGUGGGGAUGGACUUACUUACAAUAAAUGUGAAGAGAAAGAUGUCUUGUGUGGAAGACUGCAGUGUGUUAAUGUUAAAAAAAUACCUCAAAUGAAAAGUCUUGGGUCCAUAGUUCAAACUCCAGUUGAUGAUAUCUUGUGUUGGGGUACAGAAUUUCAUGCUGGGAGGGACAUGGUGGAUGUUGGCUCAGUGAUAGAUGGCACAGCAUGUGGCGAUAACAAGAUAUGUAUAAACAGGACAUGUGUCAAUAUAAAAAUUCUGGAUUACGAUUGUAAUUACACAAAAUGCAGUAACAGAGGGCUGUGCAACAGUAAGAAAAACUGCCAUUGUGAUUUUGGUUGGGCCCCUCCAGAUUGUAAAUUAAAAGGCUUUGGAGGAAGUGUUGACAGUGGACCCCCUCCGACUGCCAGUAUGUCCAGUAGUGAGAUUGUCAUUAUGGGAAUAGCAAUAGGAAGCAUCCUUCUUCUUCUUCUGGUUCUCAGCUUUGCUGUGCAUAAAAGAGCUCAAAUUGCUCGGGUCUUUAGCAGGUCCUCCAGAAAAAGACAGGCAACACAAGGUGAUUCUGGUGCUGCAGACACAAAGAGUGUGAAGAAGAAAAGCAGUAUUCGGUCUAAAAAGUAG
Chrysemys picta bellii (western painted turtle) is the source of this 2007-nucleotide messenger RNA. The record is from RefSeq and is a predicted model, not a curated record. NCBI's taxonomy places the organism in Eukaryota, Metazoa, Chordata, Testudines, Emydidae.